Messenger RNA from Miscanthus lutarioriparius, 2373 nucleotides. The record is from the annotation of a GenBank genome assembly. NCBI's taxonomy places the organism in Eukaryota, Viridiplantae, Streptophyta, Magnoliopsida, Poales, Poaceae.
AUGGAUGUCACCAGGGUGUUACUAGUCUGCCACUCGCUGUUCUUGCUGCUGCUCCUUCCGGCGGUCGUCCUCGGUGCCGCCGCGGAGACGAUGCAGACCUACAUCGUGCAGCUGCACCCGCACGACGAGGGUGACAGCGGCGAGGCCAUGCUCUCCGCCUCCAGGUCCAAGGUCGACUGGCACCUCUCCUUCCUGGAGAGGUCCAUGGCGUGGGAGCAGGAGAAGCUCCCGUCCUCGCGCCUCCUCUACUCCUACCACACCGUGUUCGACGGCUUCGCGGCGCAGCUCACGGACGGCGAGGCCGCGGCGCUGCGUGCGCUCCCGGGCGUCGCGUCGGUGCGCGCCGACCGGCGGGUGGAGCUGCACACCACAUACUCGUACCGCUUCCUGGGGCUCAACUUCUGCCCCACCGGCGCGUGGGCGCGGUCCGGGUACGGCCGCGGCACCAUCAUCGGGGUGCUCGACACCGGGGUGUGGCCCGAGAACCCCAGCUUCAACGACCGCGGUAUGCCGCCGGCGCCCGUGCGGUGGGGCGGCGUGUGCCAGGGCGGGGAGCACUUCAACGCCUCCAACUGCAACCGGAAGCUCAUCGGGGCGCGGUUCUACUCCAAGGGCCACCGCGCCAACUACCCGACCAACCCUUCGGAGGCGGCAUCGCUGCUGGAGUACGUGUCGCCGCGGGACGCGCACGGGCAUGGCACGCACACGGCGUCCACGGCGGCGGGCGCGGCCGUCGCCGGGGCCAGCGUCCUGGGCGCCGGGCUCGGGGAGGCGCGCGGCGUGGCCCCAGGCGCGCACGUCGCCGCAUACAAGGUGUGUUGGUUCAACGGCUGCUACAGCUCCGACAUCCUCGCCGGGAUGGACGACGCGGUGCGCGACGGCGUCGACGUGCUGUCCCUCUCCCUCGGCGGGUUCCCCAUCCCGCUCUUCGAGGACAGCAUCGCCAUCGGCAGCUUCCGCGCCACGGCCCGCGGCGUCUCCGUCGUGUGCGCCGCCGGGAACAACGGGCCAGAGCGGAGCUCCGUCGCCAACGAGGCGCCGUGGGUGCUGACCGUCGGCGCAGCCACCCUGGACCGCCGCUUCCCGGCGUACGUCCGGCUCGGUGACGGCCGGGUCCUGUACGGCGAGUCCAUGUACCCUGGGGAAAUCGGUUUGAAAAAAGGCGGGAAGGAGCUCGAGCUGGUGUACGCCGUUGGUGGGACCCGGGAAUCCGAGUACUGCCUCAAGGGGUCCCUGGAUAAAGCCGCCGUCGCCGGAAAGAUGGUGGUCUGCGACCGCGGCAUCACGGGCCGCGCCGACAAAGGCGAGGCGGUAAAAGAAGCAGGCGGCGCGGCCAUGGUGCUCGCCAACUCCGAGAUAAACCGGCAGGAGGACUCCAUCGACGUCCACAUCCUGCCAGCGACGCUCAUAGGGUACCGGGAGGCCGUGGAGCUGAAGAAAUACAUCAGAUCGACGCCGCGGCCAGUGGCGAGGAUAGUGUUCGGCGGCACGCGGAUCGGGCGCGCGCGCGCUCCGGCGGUGGCCGUGUUCUCCGCGCGCGGGCCGAGCCUGACGAACCCGUCGGUGCUGAAGCCCGACGUGGUCGCCCCCGGGGUGAACAUCAUCGCGGCGUGGCCCGGGAACCUGGGCCCGUCGGGUCUGGAGAGCGACGCCCGCCGGUCCAACUUCACCGUGCUCUCGGGGACGUCGAUGGCGGCGCCUCACGUGAGCGGCAUCGCGGCGCUGAUCCGGUCCGCGCACCCGUCCUGGAGCCCGGCGAUGGUCCGGUCCGCGAUCAUGACCACGGCCGACAUAACCGACCGGCAGGGCAAAGCGAUCAUGGACGGCGGCGGCGACGGCGGGCGCGCCGGCGUGUUCGCCAUGGGCGCGGGGCACGUGAGCCCGGCGCGCGCCGUCGACCCGGGCCUCGUGUACGACAUCCAGCCCGCCGACUACGUGACGCACCUGUGCACGCUCGGGUACACCCACCUGGAGAUCUUCAAGAUCACCCACACCGGGGUCAACUGCAGCGCGGCGCUCCGCGGGGACAGGAACAGGGGCUUCUUCUGCCUCAACUACCCGUCGAUCGCGGUCGCGCUCAGGAACGGCGCCAGGUCGGCGGUGCUGCGGCGGACGGUGACCAACGUCGGCACGCCCAACUCGACGUACGCCGUGCAGGUGUCCGCUCCGCCUGGAGUGAAGGUCACGGUGUCGCCCACGACGCUGUCGUUCGUGGAGUUCGGCGAGCAGCGGAGCUUCCAGGUGACCGUGGACGCGCCGUCGCCGCCCGCGGCGAAGGACAGCGCCGAGGGGUACCUGGUGUGGAAGCAGAGCGGGGGCCAGGGGAGGCACGUCGUGAGGAGCCCCAUCGCCGUGACCUGGGUGGUGGAGUAG